Messenger RNA from Nicotiana tabacum (common tobacco), 1922 nucleotides. RefSeq names its product UBP1-associated protein 2B. NCBI's taxonomy places the organism in Eukaryota, Viridiplantae, Streptophyta, Magnoliopsida, Solanales, Solanaceae. The record is from RefSeq and is a predicted model, not a curated record. Gene Ontology annotation, molecular function: RNA binding.
ACCGACCCCAUAACCAAAUCCAAACCCCCGAGAUAAAUAUCAGCCUCUACUUCUCUUUUAUCCUCCUCUCUCCCGAAACCCUAGUCCCCAAUUCAGAAAACCCUAAUCUCUCUCGUUACUUCAAACCCUAAUUUCCAUGGCGAAGAAGCGAAAAACCAGAGCUUCCGAAGCCACCGCACAACCAGUAGAAGAAGAACAGCAAAAUAUUAAACAAGAAUCAGCAGAUCUCGAACCCGAACAAGAACAAGAACAAGAACAAGAAGAGUACCAAAACGACACCGUAGAAGAAGAAGAAGCAGUUCAAGAGGACGAAGAAGAUCCAGAGCCCGAAGAAGAAGAUGAUAACGACAACGGUGAUGAUAAUGAAGAAGAAGAGGAAGAAAAUCCAGGAUCUGGAAACAACGCCGUGAAUGAAGUUAACGGAGGCGGUAGUGAGGUGAAGAAGGAAGAAGGAUGCGAUGAAGAAGAGGAUUUAGAAGAUGAGCCACUCGAGAAGCUUCUAGAACCUUUCACGAAGGAUCAACUUACAGCGCUUAUAAAAGAAGCUUUAGUCACUUACCCUAAUUUGAAGGAUAAUAUUCAGAGAUUGGCCGAUAAGGAUCCAGCGCACCGCAAAAUCUUCGUGCACGGCUUGGGUUGGGAUACUACAGCCGAAACCCUAACGAGCGUAUUUGGGAAGUACGGUGAGAUUGAGGAUUGUAAGGCUGUUACGGAUAAGGUUAGUGGGAAGUCAAAAGGAUACGGGUUUAUUUUGUUUAAGCAUAGGAGUGGCGCUAGGAAAGCAUUGAGAGAACCACAGAAGAAAAUUGGUACUAGGAUGACUUCUUGCCAGCUGGCUUCGGCUGGGCCGGUCCCUGCCCCGCCCCCUACAGCAGCGGCUGUCCCACCGGUUUCCGAGUAUACUCAGAGGAAGAUUUUUGUUAGCAAUGUGGCAACUGAUCUUGAUCCUCAAAAGCUGUUGGAGUUUUUCUCCAAGUUUGGUGAAGUUGAGGAGGGUCCACUUGGAUUGGAUAAGCAAACUGGGAAACCCAAGGGGUUUUGUUUGUUUGUGUAUAAGAGUGUCGAGAGUGCAAGAAGGGCGUUGGAGGAGCCACACAAGAGCUUUGAAGGGCAUACACUUCAUUGUCAGAAGGCUGUUGAUGGGCCGAAACACAAUAAGAAUUACUAUCAGCAGCACCAGCAGCCGCAACAGCAUUACCCUCAGCACCAGCAGCACCAGCAGUAUUAUCAGCAUCCUGCAAAGAAGGGGAAAUAUUCAGGUGGUAGUGGCAGUGGAGCAGCAGCAUCAGCUGGACAUUUAAUGGCGCCAUCAGGGCCUGCACCCGUGGGAUUCAAUCCUGCUGUGGCUCCGGCUCUUGGGCAGGCAUUGACAGCCCUGUUAGCUACUCAAGGAGCUGGUUUGGGGAUUGGGAAUUUGCUUGGAGGUUUUAGUGGGCCAGUGAACCCUCAGGGUGUGCCCCCAGUGAUGAGCAAUGCGGGAGGAUAUGGUGCCCAGGGUGCUGGUGGUGGCUAUGGAGCUCAGCCGAUGCAGUACCAAAAUCCGCAGAUGCAGGGCGGUGCAAGACCACAGGGUGGUGCACCUUACCCAGGCUAUGGAGGUCACUAGGAAAGCUUAAGGUAUCAGUAAUGCGAUGGUUGUACUUCCAAGUAGAUUCCUUGAUAAAAUGCAUCAAACUUUUAGUUUUGGACUGGUGAUUCUUCUGAAGUUCCGGGCACUCUCCAAAUGAAGUCUUUUACUAUGACAAAAGUUACCUUUUGCUUAAAGACCAUGAUCUUCAAUGUGUAUUUUCUUUUUAUUCAAGUACUUCUAUUCCGGUGAAUGUUUUUAAACACUAUGUAGUAUUUUGCACUAAACUUUUCUAUCUAAAAGGAGUGAGAAGAAGGUAGGGUAUCCUACCCAUCUCUCACCAGUAUUUGAGUUA